Molecule: messenger RNA, 2979 nt
Organism: Diutina rugosa
Lineage: Eukaryota; Fungi; Ascomycota; Pichiomycetes; Serinales; Debaryomycetaceae
Product: poly(A)-specific ribonuclease
Exons: 1
Coding region: 1-2979 (992 amino acids)
Biological process (GO): nuclear-transcribed mRNA poly(A) tail shortening
Cellular component (GO): PAN complex; P-body
Molecular function (GO): nucleic acid binding; protein binding
Source: RefSeq, a predicted model, not a curated record
AUGCUUCACAACUUGCGAUCUUUCACAUUCAAUUGUUCUGCCAUCAAUGAUGUUGUAGUUGGGGGUUCCCAAGGCCUUGCUAAGUUCGAUCUACACAAACCUCAUCAUUUGGUAGCAUUUGACUAUAAGGGCAGUAUUUCAAAGCUUCACCACACCGCGAAGUUUUUGGCAAUUGGCGGUAUGGAAGGGCUGAUGGAUCUUUUCGAUCCAGUUUCAAACUCUGUGGUGAAGCAAUUCGCCGGCCAUAAUGGUGGCCGUAUCAUCGACAUCGAUAUCCAAGGAAGCUAUAUUGCCACGUGUGGCGAGAGUUGUCGACCAUCCCCUCUGCGCAAACUUGCUGAAUACUAUACCGACCCCUUGGUCAAUAUAUAUGACGUCCGCAUGAUGAAGCCCUUAGCACCAAUCUCGUUCCCUGCUGGCGCUUCAAGUGUGCGUUUCCACCCCAAGCUUCCCAAUAUCAUCAUAAUGGCUCUGAAGUAUGGCCAAAUCCAAUUUGUUGACAUAUACGACCAGCUUAAUGUCUUCGUUUACCAGGUGGACCCGCUGGGACCCCCACCGGUAAAGGGCGCUCCGGCGAGAUUCGCUCACUUGCAGAUUUCUGAUAAUGGUGACUUCAUGGCUUUCACCGAUGGUGUCACUACAAAUAAUUUACAUUUGUGGAGCUAUUCCGCCUUGAACAAGGAUUUCACUAGCUUUCCGGCUCUGCUUGAUCAGCCUGACUUUGUCGCAGACAUUUUGCCCCCACCUAUGAGUGUUGAAGGUGAUGUGCCCCUCAGUACCGUUGGAUUGCCAUAUUAUAAAGACUUGUUACUUUCAAAUUAUGCCAACGACUUAAUUUUCACUAAGGAACUCGCGAAAGUUCCAGUGACGCCAACGUCAGAUAAGCAAGGCUGGCACCCUUAUGACAAACAAAAAUUCGGCCAGCGAAAUCAGAUUCAACCGUAUCAAUCAUUGACUGCAUCUAAGAGCAGUCGAAAGUUUUUGAGCGAACAGAAUUUGACACCCAAUCCUAACGACAGUGGUGCUAAUCAUGUUUUCGACUACACUCUGGCGACCGGGGUGCCACCAUGUUACGCUAAACAUGAAAUUCAAUAUUCUAAAUUCGGCGUUCGCGAUUUUGAUUUCCGCUUCUAUAACCGCUCAGAAGGUCAAUUCUCUGGUUUGGAACUGCAGACCAACAACAGUUAUAUUAAUCUGGUUUUACAAUUGUAUUCUUUCUGCUCGGGACUUUACAACCAUGUCAUCGAUGCAUUGGUCCCAGAGGAUUUGCCCAAUGAUCCUGAUACAAUUAUGAAUGGCAACCCACAAGGAAGUUCUGUACUUCUUGAGACCGCAUAUCUUUUUGAUAUGAUGCAUAAAGCCCUGGGAACCAACGUCGUCAUUGGUAACUUGAGCCAGAUUCUCACAUCCAACAAGGAGGCUCAAGCUCAAGGCUUGGUAGUGGAUGACAAUAUACUUGCACAACUCACUGCCAGCGAUCUUACCAGUCUACUUAUCCGAUUUAAUCACUUUUUUCUUGAUCAGUUGCAGCCACUUGAACUCAUGAAGAUACCAUUUUCGGUAACGUACCAAGGUCAAUGUGGGGAAACUCGAAGUCAUCAAGGUCAACAAUAUGCUCUAGAGAUUCUGACGCCGCCUACAUUGUUCCUGUCAAAUCGUUACCGCCGUCCCACGUCGUUGCUGAUCAUUCAUUACAUUGAGCACUCUUUGAGUCGCUCGGACGAAAUACCCUGUAAUCUCAGUCACAGAAACCACUCUACAGGGGAGCCGCCCGCCCACUUGAUGGAAGUACUGAUGGUCAUCUCCCAGUUGCCUCCAGUUUUGCUGUUGGCACUUUGUCUUAAUAGUGAUGACUUUGCUGCUAUAUCCACUUCCAAAAAGUGGUUGGCACCAUCGUUUUGGGUAGGCCGUCAUCCAAAUACAGGGAAACCUCAAAUAAAGGCGUCUCAAAGCGAGGGUGCUUUCAGCUACAACUUAUUGGGAUACGUUUGUCAGGUAUCCCACGCUCCCAACACACCUGACGCCCGUGGUGUGAACAAUUUGGUAACAUUUGUGAAACGCGAUGAUAAAUGGUGGCUUUUCAAUGAUUUUUUGGUAAUGGAGAUUCCUGAAAGUGAAGUGUUUAACUUGAGUUAUUCUUGGAAGCGGCCGAUAAUGGUAUUGUACACUCGAGAGGAUAUUAAGAAUGUCCCCUAUAAGUACUUUGAUGUUCCAACUUUUGCUAAGAGAAAUGUUGAUGAUUCGAUAAUUUAUCGUGACCAUUUUGCAAGAGGUCUAAGAGAGGAUGCUCAGCGUACGUACACGCUUUUGACUCGCGAGGAAGCGCCUCGACCCGGUACAUUGAUCGCCAUUGACGCUGAAUUCGUGACUUUGAAACCGGAUUUGGUAGAGGUUUUCGCUAAAGGGUAUCGACGUGUCUUGAGACCAAAGCAAUACUCGCUCGCGCGUGUUUCCGUUUUACGUGGGGAAGGUUCAGCAAUGGGUCUGGCUUUCAUCGACGAUUAUAUCGUACAUACCCUGAUCAUUCAUGAUUACCUUACGAAUUAUUCAGGAAUUGAGCCAGGUGAUUUGGAUUUGAAUCAGAGUCUGAAAGGUUUGGUAACCUUACAAACUGCGUAUCGUAAGCUUUGGUUACUCUUGAACAUGGGUUGCAUUUUCGUCGGUCAUGGGUUAUAUAAUGACUUCAGGUGCAUUAAUUUGCAAGUUCCGCAAGCUCAGAUUUGUGAUACAAUUGAACUUUUUUACAAGCAAGAUUUCAAGCGUCAAUUGAGUCUUAAAUUUUUGGCUUAUGUCCUUCUCCAAACUGACGUUCAAACCGGAAAUCACGAUUCAAUCGAAGAUGCCUACACAGCAUUGAUGUUGUUUAACAAAUACCGUCAAUUGAAACGUGAGGGUACAUUUGAGCAGGCUCUAAACAGAAUCUAUGCUGAAGGUCAACAAUUACGCUUCAAGGUUCCUGAAUUGGCAGAGCAAAAUUAA